This is a messenger RNA of Triticum turgidum subsp. durum (durum wheat), 1443 nucleotides long. The record is from the annotation of a GenBank genome assembly. Lineage: Eukaryota; Viridiplantae; Streptophyta; Magnoliopsida; Poales; Poaceae.
AUGGCGGCGGAAGAGACGACGGCGAUGGAGAUGGUGGCGCUGCGGAGCCAGGAGGGCGUGGAUUUCGUGGUUCCCGCGGAGGAGGCGAGGGUGUCCACCUUCUUACGUCGCAGGAUGGAGCUCGACCGCGACAACUACAUCGUCCCCGCCGACGGCGACGACACCAAGUACACCCACAUCUUACUCCGCUCCAUCCGAGCCGACGUCCUACCCAAGGUUAUGCACUACUGCAAGAGGCACGCCAUUGCCACCGACGACGACCGGGCCCUCAGCGACUGGGACGCGGAGUUCGUCGGCAUCGUCGACCUCGACACCCUCUACGAUCUCAUCCUGGCUUCGGAGAAGCUCGAGGUCCGAGGGCUCCUCGGUCUGGCCUGCCGGGCCCUCGCCGACAAGAUCAAGGGGAAGUCCCCACGCGAGACCUGCCAUAUCCUCGACAUCAAGGGCGUCUUCGACGACGCUAAUCAUGACCUCAAGUUGGUGGAGAAGGCGUUGGCGGCUCUUAACAUAGUCCGUUGCCAAGACUUCACCCAAUACGAACCCAAGCUCAACGCUUUCAAGUGUAGUCGAUACCACAACUUUGAGAACCUAGCUUUCUUCGACUUCGACAAAGAGUCUAGCUUCCAACGUGGCCCGCCGCUCCACAAGUUACCUUCACCCGAGUCGAUCCAGCGAUAUUGCCUCAAUGUCAUUUCUGUCAAGGCGCGUGAAUCGGAUGUUGGCUACCCGAUCAGUGUGUUUGGAACCGUUAUAGCGAGGGACUAUGUCGACUACAGAUGCGUCUAUUUGUUUAGGCGUGAAAGGGAUGAUCCCCAGCUCAUCAGCUCUCCGGAUGAUAUGUUAUCUUUGAUAGAUCCAUGUCGAGCGCUUGUUCCAAUAGACAACGUUUAUUUUGAGACUAAUUUAAAGAUCAUGUGUGAUGGAGGGGAAGAUAGAGUUUUCAGUAAAGGCAUAACGGAAUUCAAUUGGGUUUGCAUCCCUACAUACAGGCAAACCAUGACGGUCAGCGUGUACAGUUUCCUGAGUGAUGUGAAGUUUUUAUGUGCACUGGUUUACCAACCCGUGGAAGUCACCAUUGCAAUCAGUGUUUUGAAGGGCCCAUGUAAUAUUUCAAGAGUAGCCGCUUCGACUCCCGGAAACUUCAAGGAUCAUAUCGUUCUAUACGAAUCAGCGGGCAGUCCGAUGGUAGUCAGCGAUGGUGACUCCAUCCCGUUAACUCGGAGCGUGGUAGCUAUCUCGCUAGAUCAGAAGUUGGCGCUCUUCCUUGUUGGUGGUGACGCGUGUGAACACCUUGCCCUCACUCUAGGACCUUCGGAUCAAGUGCUUAUUUGCAAGAUGGGUUGUGCGGUGCUGGAGGUAAUAGUUGGUUGGACAUAUGUGCCGGAAAGAGAGAGGCCUAAUAUGUUUAAGGUUAUUGGAAAACAUACACGCCUCUUGCUGUGA